Caenorhabditis elegans is the source of this 986-nucleotide messenger RNA. RefSeq names its product Lipoprotein (gene Y54G2A.10). The transcript is spliced from 3 exons. Bases 765 to 956 code for a protein of 63 amino acids. The record is from RefSeq and is marked reviewed. Lineage: Eukaryota; Metazoa; Nematoda; Chromadorea; Rhabditida; Rhabditidae.
UUUUUUUUUUCAAAAUGACACGUGUUAUACCCAUAUUGCUCCUAGUAGCUCUAUCAGUCCAUGUAGCACAAAGUCAGAAGAUCGUGGCGGGAGCCUUGCAGAAGAUCUUCCCGUAUGCAGCGGCGGCGAAGGUUACAGCGGUGAGGCUCGCCCAAAUUAUUGAAAUAAGUGCAAAAGUUUCAUGGAUUUGUUAGUUUUUAUUAUGUAAAAAAGAAAGAAACCCUUGAAAAGAGUCUUAAAUUCCUUGAAAAUCGUUAAAAAUUAGCGAAAAUUUUGAAUUUUUGUGAAUUCUCGUCAUAUCUGAUGUAAUGUACGCAAUUACGUACCCCUAGCUCCCCCACUAGUGGAAAAAAUAUUUACUCUACGCCAUUAGGAACAGCUGUAUACAGCGUGUCCUCGGUAGUAUAGUGGUGAGUAUCCGCGUCUGUCACAUGCGAGGCCCGGGUUCAAUUCCCGGCCGGGGAGAAUCGUUUUUUGCAUGAAUUCUGAAAAGGUACUAAUUAAAAUUGUUUUAGCUCACUACAAACUUGAAUAAGCAAACAGCAAUUGCCAAAUCGAAGACUGUAGUGAAAAAUUGGGUUCCAGCGAACUGGAAAGCAGCAAACGCAAAGCCGGAUGCCAAAAAUCCCCUCUCUAAGCAAGCCUACGCACAGAACAAAGCCCUAACCUUUAUAGACUACAGAUAUUCCCUUGUGAAAUACGUAAACUACCUGUUCAAGCAGGGAGUUAGCUCCAAGUUCCUGACACAGGCCGAGGCAAAUAAUAUGAAGAAAGUUUUCUGGGCCGCUGAUGUGAAGGCUGCCAACAACUAUACUAUGACGUGCGGACAAUUCAUGAUGGACGCUGCUUCAUUGGUGAAAGACUCAGAUAAAUUGAUGGCUGAAGUACAGAAAAAUACCAACUUGUUCGCCAAGGCCAAUCCUACCGACUUCACUAACCUCCAGUGGAAUCUUUAAUCUUUUUGUUCCGAAUAAAUUUUUUAAUCU